Messenger RNA from Seminavis robusta, 1633 nucleotides. NCBI's taxonomy places the organism in Eukaryota, Bacillariophyta, Bacillariophyceae, Naviculales, Naviculaceae. The record is from the annotation of a GenBank genome assembly.
AAGUGGUGGUAAUUUUGUUUGUUUACAAUACUUGUUGGCCAAACUACAGCGUCGCGAAACAUAAACUUCUUCCUCCUCCUCCUUGAUAGGCGCUUUUCCAACAGCACCUCGUCUGAAUCCUGACGAUGAUUGAAACCGCAACAAACAACCAAAGCGAUACAUUGGAGGCCAAGAUGUCAUAUGAGUCGUUCAAGGGAUAUGGCUCUCAUGAUCUAGAUGCAACGGGAGACAUGAAGAUGGCUGCAAACCCCACCUCGGCUGAGUUCUCUAUGAACGACAAAGAGCACCAGAUGACGACUUACCUGCCUGACGACUCUCUCUAUGAAUGUGGGGCAAUCCCUAGGAGUGGAUUCGGCUUGUGUGGGGCUACCGAGCAAUUCGAUAACAUUGCAAACAUCUUAUGCAUGCAAGACGAUGCCUCCCGUGACGCCACUGAAUCUCGAUUCUCCGAGGAAUCAGAUGAAAGGGACGAAAUCUUCAAGGUGGAAGUAUUCAAGGAUGCGUUGGAUCCAAACUCUCACAAACUUGGGAAGUACUGGAAAAAGGUCAAGGUGACUGCUUCUGCCGCCGAGGACCGUGCCAUUGCGGUUUUGGAAAGGGCGGAGAAAGCAGGUUACAUGAGCGGCGACACCAUGCAGCAGGUGAGGGCCAGAAAGGCCGCCAAAGCGUACGCAUCAGAAUUGGAAGCUGCAAGGGCCAAGGCCAAAGCCAAGGAGUAUGCAGAGAAAAUCACUUUGGAGCAAGAAGUUGCGACGGACAAGGCGAAAAAAAUAGCCAAGGCAAAGGCAAAGGCCGCCGAAAAGGCUCAGAAGAAGGCCAAAGCCAAGGCCAAGGCGGCCGCCAAAGCUGCUGCCAAGGCUGAAGAAGACUUCUUGGCGGCCGAAAUGGCAGAGGAAGAGGCUAUCGCGAGGGCCGAGGCUCUAGAAGAGGCGAAGGCGAGAGUCCACGCCAUCGAAGACGAUAAGAGCCUCGAGGAGGCUCAGGAGGAUGUUCGAGCUAUGAGGCUCGAGGCAUUGAUGGAAGCAGAGCUCAAGAAAUCUAAAAGCAAGGAAUCGGUGACAUCCCUUCAAGACUUGAUGAAGUCCAAAUCCAAGGAUUCGAUGUUGUCAUUUCAUGCAUUGAAGAGGUCUAAAUCCAAGGAAUCGGUUGGAUCGCAGUCAGCCUUGAAGAAAGCCCCAUCCAAAACGGAGAGUUUUGGGGAUGUGGACUCACUCAACGACAGGGCAAAGAAUUUGUUUGGUGGAAGGAAAAGAUCGUCCAAGGUUCGUGUGGAUGCCGCACCUACUUCAGGCGCAUCGAUUGAGGACGAAUUGAGAAGCUUACACGAACAAGCUGCUGGGCUCAUCACGUCCAUCCGGAAAAAGGAUGCGAAUAAGGCAUAGAAUGGUUGGAGGGAGGAGGACGGAAUUGGCACCACAGCUUGCCCAUUACUUGCCUUUUGGCAUGAUCCAUGAAUUGUACACGCAGUUGAGCUGACUGGAAGGAAUCCUUAGUUAUCAUUACAGAGUAGUUAUAACGUUGUUUUUAGUCGAUUUUUGAAGUUACGGAACCUGUCGACCGAGGGCCUUCCAUGCCCUGCAAGCUUUUGAGCUUGCCAUCCGCACUAUAACAGCUACUAUAGCUAGCUACUUGC